AUGUCUUCUCUCCUACUCACCUCCCUCCUCCUCUCCCUCACAUCCGCCCACGUCGUCCUCGAGAACCCGAAACCCUUCAAAUUCGUCGCCGACGGCCCCACCAACCCCAUCUCCGCCACCGGCGACGACUUCCCCUGCAAAGUGCCCCCGGGCGCCUCCUACAUCGUCGACGGCGAACGCACCGUCUACGCCGUCGGCGAGCCGCAGACCGCCACCUUCGCCGGGCAGGCCGUCCACGGCGGCGGCAGCUGCCAGUUCGCGCUCUCCACCGACACGGAGCCGACCAAGCAGUCCACGUGGAUGGUCAUCCACUCCAUCGAGGGCGGCUGCCCCGCGCGCAACCAGAAGGGCAACCUCGAAGGGCCUAAUAAAGAUGAGUACACCUUUUCCAUUCCGCAGGGCAUCGCGCCGGGGGAGUAUACUUUUGCGUGGACGUGGCAGGCGCGCGUUGGCGGGCAGCCCGAGUAUUACAUGAAUUGCGCGCCGAUCACGGUCGUGGCGUCGAAGAAGAGGCGCGGGCAUUCCCGCGGGGGGUGGGGUGUGUCGAAGAGGCAGACGCAGCAGUUUCCGGAGCUGUUCAUGGCGAAUAUGGGUGAGGUCUCGGGCGGGUGCACGACUAACGAGGCGUUGACGGCGCAGGUGCCGAUUAAGUACCCCAACGCGGGGACGAGUGUUGAUCAUCCUGAGGGCGAGGCUAAUUUGUUCGUGCAGCCGUGUGAUGGGAACCCCCGGGCCGGCGCCGGUUCCGGGGGUGGCGGGUCAGUCGAGCCGCCUGCCGCUUCCGCUUCCUCCGCCGCGCCCGGGGAGGAGCAGCCCGAGCCGACUACGUCUUACAUGGACACUCCCUCAGCCGAGCCGACAUCAUCCGCGAUCGACACGCCCGCCGUCACCUCGCCGCCGGUGGUGAGCACCACCGCCCCCGAGCGCCCGGCUCCGUCUUGCGCUGUGCCUGCGGUUUCUACUGUUGAGGUGACAGUAACCGUCACCGCUACGAUUACGGCGCAGGUCCCCGUGGCGUCGGGGGCGCCGGACGCGCCGGCGGAUGAGGAUGAUGAUGACGAUGAGGGUGAGGCGUGCACGGAGGGGUAUCUUACGUGCCUGGAGGACGAGACGCACUUUGCGACGUGUACCGGGGGUGAGCUGACGGCGCCGCAGCCCAUUGCGCCUGGGUUCAAGUGUGCGGCUGGGGAGGGGGAGGGGUUGGAUAUUUCGCCUAUCGGGGGGUAUUGA
Colletotrichum siamense is the source of this 1230-nucleotide messenger RNA. RefSeq lists its product as uncharacterized. NCBI's taxonomy places the organism in Eukaryota, Fungi, Ascomycota, Sordariomycetes, Glomerellales, Glomerellaceae. The transcript has a single exon. Bases 1 to 1230 code for a protein of 409 amino acids. The record is from RefSeq and is a predicted model, not a curated record.